Dermacentor andersoni is the source of this 7573-nucleotide messenger RNA. RefSeq lists its product as uncharacterized. The record is from RefSeq and is a predicted model, not a curated record. NCBI's taxonomy places the organism in Eukaryota, Metazoa, Arthropoda, Arachnida, Ixodida, Ixodidae. Gene Ontology annotation, cellular component: cytoplasm. Gene Ontology annotation, biological process: innate immune response. Gene Ontology annotation, molecular function: protein binding.
AGCAGCGGCCGCGGCGGCGCCUGUGUUGGCCGUGGUACCGACGAUCGUCUCUGUGUGCGCCGAAAGCUGCUUUACGUAUUUUGCGUGUUCGCGUUGCGUUGUGAACAGAGUAAGAAAACAGUGGUCCAGUUUCGCUGUCAGCUCCUGUCAAAUCGGCGGUGUGAGCAGUGACAGAACAUCUCCGGAUAUGGUGCAGCGGAAAGUAAACCCGCUACGGCGGAUCCCAGAACAGUGACGUACCGUGCGAUUGUGUGCUACAUGGCGAAAGCUCGCUUCACACAACGACGAUCAGCUCCGUGCCGAAGUCUCCAGGUCCCGUCGACCCUAUGACCAUUAACCGAUACAAAAAAGCUUGCAGCAACGCGGCCAACCACGUGGUUCACCGUGUCCAUGCAGGAUGAGACAGCGUAAGGGCUUCGCGGCACCCUGCAACGGGACGGCAGCGAGGAGCAAGGGCCUGCAGCUGCGCGCCGCUUGCCGAUCAUGGCCAUGAGCUCGCUUCUGCAGCCAGCGGCAACUACCGGUGAUGGCCUCGGCUUCAACCGGCGCAGGUUCCUCUGCCGGGAGUGGGCAUUUUCCAAGCUGGUCCACUGCCUUGACCAGCGACCCGCGUCUAAGACAUGUGGUGCGCUUGUGGUUGGUGGGCCGGGCUGUGGCAAGACGGCCUUUUUCCAGGAGAUUGCACAACCCACAGUGGCCGACCCAGAGGUGCACCAGCAUGUGCUUAGCCGGCGCCUGCUGGCGCACCACUUUUGCCAGGCUCAUGACACACGCACCCUGGCCGUGGCCUCGUUUGUGCUGGGCCUAGUGCGUCAGCUGUGCCGGUGUGAACAAGCAGGCCUGCUGGAUGGUUACCGGGACCGGCUGCGUGAGGCUGAAGCUGCCCUUGAGCCUGCGAUGUGCGCACGCUGGCCUGAUGAAGCAUUUAAAAAGGCCGUGCUGUUUCCGCUGCUCGAGAUUGAGCCACCUGAGCAUCCAUGUCUGCUGCUUGUAGACUCAGUCGACGAGUCACUCCUUGUCCAGGUGAACACCUCUGGUAUGACAGGCAAUGGCAGUCAUCGCCGCCAUCGCCGCCACCAUCACCACCAUGGGGGUGAACAGAGGCACUGCUCUUCCUCUGAGGGUGGCAGCCGCACAAUUGCCGAACUGCUGGCUGCCCACCAGCAGCUCUUCCCACAGUGGCUGUUGCUCGUCUGCUCAGCGCGUAGGCAGAGCAAGACCAUCACACGGAUGUUUACUGGCUUCAGAAAGAUCAGCCUGGAUGACCUUCGCAAGGCGUCUGUAGUGCGCGACAUGCAGCAGUACAUAUUGGCACGGCUGGAUGGUGAGGAAGCACUACGACAGCAGUUGGGUGCCCGUGACACGGCAGAGGCCCUUAACCAGCUGCACAUCAAGAGCAAUGGAUGCCUGCUGUACCUUGAGUGUCUGCUUGAUGGUGUUGCCCAGCGGUGGGUGACGCUGCGUGAGAUACGGCACAUUCCAGGUACCCUCAAUGGCCUCUACCUGUGGCUGUGUCAGCGCCUCUUCCAGCGGCGGCAGUUCUUGCGUGUUCAACCGGUUCUGCACGUGCUGCUGGCAGCUGCGCAGCCCCUGACAGCAGACGAGCUGUUUUUGUGCCUGUGGACCCGCAACCAGUUGCUGACGCGCGAUGAGUUCAGCCGACGGUUGACGCUGCUCUCACGGCUGCUCGUAGAGCGUGAGGAUGGCUGCUUGCUGCUCUUUCACCACAGCUUCGCUGAGUGGCUGCUUGAUGUGAAGCAUUGCACCCAGAAGUACUUGUGCCACGCGGCCGAAGGGCAUGCCAUGCUCGCCAUGAUGCAGACGCUACGAGGCCCGCAGCUGCCACCCACACAGGUGCAAGACCUGGCCCACCACUUGCUGCGGCUGCCAGCCUGCGAUACUGUUGAGCCUCACCACCUGCCCCUCUGGCUGCUCUACUCGGGUGUGCCACUGGAGUGGGCAUUCUGCCCUGCUGUCGGCAGCGUAGUCAUUCCGAGGGACCCAGCAGUGCUCAGACUGUUGUUGGAAGCGGGUGCCAGGCUUCCAACAGAUACAGCAUCUGCCAGCAUGGCGGGAUCAGAUGACGGAGGCUCACCUGUGCCCUCAAUGCCCUCCGACCCCUUGGAUGCCCUACUGUGUUCGGGUGCAUCGGUUGAUGAUGUGGAUGGAAACCAGCGGUCACUGUUGCAUACAGCUGCCUACGAAGGAGAUGCUGUGCUGGUGGAGCGACUUCUGGAGGCCAAGGCUUCUCUGGAAUUGGCUGACAGGAAUGGCCAGACGCCGCUCAACUUGGCUGCAAGACAAGGUCAUGCAGAUGUGGUACUUCUGCUUCUCAAGGCCAGUGCCAAUCCUGACCAUGCUGACAAUGAGGGCUGGACACCUUUACGGUCGUCGGCAUGGGCAGGACAUGGACAGGUUGUGGAAGCCCUGCUUGAAAAUGGAGCACAGGUGGACUUAGCAGAUGGCGAGCAGCGGACGGCACUGCGUGCUGCAUCAUGGGGAGGCCAUGAAGAAGUUGUUGCGCAGCUUCUGGAGAAAGGAGCUGAUGUGAAUCGUGUAGAUCGUGAGGGCCGCACAGCCCUCAUUGCUGCUGCUUACAUGGGCCAUGCCGAGAUUGUGGAGCGUCUGCUUGAUGCUGGAGCAGAGGCCAACCAUGCAGAUGGAGAUGGGCGCACAGCGUUGUCAGUGGCAGCACUGUGUGUGCGACCGUCUGAGGGCCACAUUGGUGUGGUGGCUCUGCUGCUGGAGAGGGGCGCCAACGUGGACCAUGCUGACAAUGAAGGAAUGACUCCUCUGUUAGUUGCAGCGUUCGAAGGUCAUCGGGAGGUCUGCGAGCUUCUCUUGGAUGCCGAGGCCGACUUGGACCAUGCUGACCACAGUGGCCGAACUCCACUAUUUGCUGCUGCGUCCAUGGGCCAUGCAGACGUGGUGGGCCUACUCCUCUUCUGGGGUGCCUAUGUGGACAGCAUUGAUGCUGAGGGACGAACAGUGCUCUCCAUUGCAGCUGCCCAAGGCAGUGUGGAAGUGGUGCAACAACUUCUCAACCGAGGACUCGAUGAACUGCACAGGGACAAUGCUGGCUGGACACCGCUGCACUAUGCUGCUCUGGAGGGUCAUGCAGAGGUUUGCACAUUGCUCAUGGAGGCUGGUGCACAGGCUUCGGAAACAGACAACGAGGGGCGCACACCGCUUAUCUUGGCGGCACAAGAAGGGCACACACAAGCUGUGCGUGCUAUGCUGGACUUGGGAGGCCACCCUCCAUCACUGGUGGACCACAGGGCUCACGAUGGCCGCACCGCCUUUCGGGUGGCCGCCCUCGAGGGCCACAAGGAAACUGUGCACACCCUGCUGAGUUACAAUGCAGACGUCAACUACCAGGAUGCAGAUGGCCGCUCGACACUGUAUGUGCUAGCCUUGGAGGGGCGGGUUGACAUGGCAGACUACAUUCUGGCACGGGGUGCUGACCCUGAGAUUGGUGAUCUUGAAGGCCGCACGCCACUGCACGUAGCUGCCUGGCAGGGCCAUAUUGACUUGGUUGAACUGCUGCUCAGCCGUGGAGCAGAGAUUGAUGCUGAGGAUGCCGACCAUCGCACACCCCUGCAGUCGGCCGCCUGGCAGGGACAGGCACACGUGGUCAGGCUCUUGCUGGAGCGAGGGGCUCAGGUUGACCACAUCUGUGUGGAAGGUGCCACAGCCCUGGGCAUUGCCUCUCAGGAAGGCCACGAAGCUGUCGUGCGUGCUUUACUUGAGCAUGGGGCUGACCCUUCCCACGCCGACCAGUGUGGCCGAUCUCCGCUGCGCGUUGCGACCAAGGCGGGGCACCUUAACGUGGUCCGAUUCCUUGAAGAAAGCCUGGCGUUGGGCCGCUCAGCUCAGGCCUUGGGCUCUGUUAGCACGUCAUCGCUUGCUUCUGCAGCUUCUACUGCACCAUGCGCUGCCCCACUCUUCUGCCCAGAGUCUCCAGAAUCAACGAGUGACAAACGUCGUUCGCUUGCAUCCACCCGCUCCGACUCGAAAUCAUCGAGCAAUCGGACCGACUCAACAGCUCGCUCCCAACACAAUGCUGGUGUCCCCACCUCAGCAGAGCCUGGUCCAACCAGCCUCAGCUUCACCCAGCAAAUCCAGCAAUGCACACGUUCGCGGCACCGUGCAAGCCGGGUUCUUUCACCCCUCAACAGCGAGGGUCGUUCGCCGUCCAGUCCUCCAAGCUGCAACUGGCCGCCGGCAGCUGUUGUGCCACCACGCCGGGGCCCGCUGCCAGACCUUCCCGUCAUGGCCGUGGAUGCACGGCCAAAGCGUAAUGGCAUUGUUACCAAUCCCAACUGUAAAGGAAACAAGCGCUCCACGUCCGAUCAGUUGCACAGCAAAGUGGCCAACUUCAGGGAAGGAGUGAAGGGGCCAGUGCUUCCUGUGAAGAAAGAGACACCCUUGUAACAGUUGACUUGCACAACGGUUGCAUUAUUCUUCUGCGCUGCCUCGCACACUUGCACGCACGUGCAAUGCAGUAGCUGCAGUACUGUGGUGGUGCGCAGUAUGAGAGUUUUAAAGCCACACUGCAGUCACUGUUUUGUCACGGUUAAGGGAUGCACAUCAACAGCACAGCCUGCAUGUGGUCCUUAUCUGCCAGUUGUGGCACCUGCUACAUUCAAGGGAGUGUGCGUCAGUGCAGGGCUCGGCGGUGCAAAGGGAGCAGCUGCUGUCAUGGCAGCUCUGUGUGCAGCCCACCAUAGUUGUUUUCCAUGGGAAUUCGCGCUCUGUGCCUUUAUUUGAAGAGUUUGUUUGCAUAGGUGCUUCUUCCUGGAACACCCAGAAUGUGCUUGUUUUGUGAUCAGUCUUUACACGCCUGUUCAUGAAAAAUGAGCACUUUGUUGCUUUGCAAAGGACUGCAUACUUUGUUUGCUGAACAGUGUGAAUAUCACUCCUUGUGCUAAUGACCUUUCCCUUUGAACAGAUAGUAUCAUUUUAAUAAAUGAAAUAUAGGUACAGGCUGUUCAGCUGCAGACUUUAAUGAUGUUCUCUGGACAAACAGGCAUGGUGGAUUGUUGAACAUCUUGUCAGAAAAGCACAAUUCCAUCACCCACGGCUUGCUGCAUCUCAAUUGUGAAGGGGCACAUACUUCAAUGAAGGGGAAAGAACUAUAUAGUUAAUGACCACACAUUGAUGCUGGGAAGGUUAUGCAAUGUGGGAUAAAAGGGCUACAAUGAAAAAUCAUUACGGAUGGCACUUUCACAGGUAUAUGAUAAGUAGCAUUUACAUUCUGGCUGAUUUUCUCAUCCAGAAAGGAAUGCAUUGACAGUGGAAUAUAAAGGUCUGUGCAUGGGUGAUGUUGAAAAAGGCAUGCUUUAAGUUGCAUGUUACUAUCUUAAGCAGGGUUGUACAUUAUUUUGUUGUUAUAUAGAUUUUGCAUAAAAGGCAUUUUACUUAUUGUAUCAUUAUUAUUUUCGUGAAAUGUUGAAAUGGAGCCUCGAUAGCGUCCCUUCUAAGGGUGUUUGUGGCUGCCAAAGCAAUUUUCAUGUACUGUGCACUUUCACACUGGCAUAACAACGGCAGACUUUAAGUGCUUGUCCCCAACAGCAACCGAGUCAGCGUAUUGCAUUACAAAAAUUUAUUACAGUGCAUGCGGAUUCAAUCUGAACAGUAGAUCUAGAUAGUUUGCUUGUCAGAGUGCUGUGGGGGUGUCAUAUAAUUUGACAGGGCUUUAUAAAGGGGGCAAAAAGUUACAGCGCUUACAAAAUAAUUACCAUGGCUAGUUUUUCAUGCAAGCUCUUACCUUUAUGAAAAACAGGCUCAUUAACAAAUCAUUCACGCACAUAUUUUCAUCAAAUCCAUUUACAAGCUCAGAUCACUUUAAAAUGUGCUAUCAAGGAUCUUGUAGAUUUGUAGAUCAUGUAGGCUUAUAUUACAGCCACAGAUUGUAUUGAUAGAUAAACCUUCAUCUGAACCACAUUUUAUUUGAUCUGUAUUAACUUACCCCGGCCUGUUCAUUUCUAUGUUGCCAUAGGUUGCCCUUUAUUACUUGGCUUACUACACUGGAUGAAUCAUUUGAAAGCAGCUGCUGACCAAGCAAUGCAAAACCUAGUCACAUUCACGAGGCCAUAGAGAGUGCACUGAAAACUAGUAGUGAGGGUGAACAUCUGGGCUUUCAUGCAAAGGUGUCUCCAACCCUUGUUGCAACAUCCAAAGGAGCAACGGAGUUUACUUGCUGCUAUGGCUUCUCGGCAAGCACUCUUCCUUGAACGUGUUUCUAAUGUUCCAACUAUGUUGAGGCACAUGUUUUAAAUGGCACUAAAAAUAAAUGGGUCAAAGCUAAGCUAAGCAAAGCCUAAAUGCAGCCUUAUUCACCUCAAAUGUAUCACCCAUAUGCUAUGCACGCAGGGAAGUUAACAAGCCCAGCAGGGCAGCUUGUACGCAACUUCUUUUAUUUUGCUUUCCAUGUUGAAUGCGUAGUCAUGGUCACACGAAACAUUUCUUAAGAGUAGUGUUUGUUGGCAUGGCACUGAUCAAUGACAAUUUAAACCCCUUCUGCAUUAUUGCACACUUUGGGAGCCAAUCUGCUCUGUGCAAGUGUCGUGGGGCAUUCCUUUCUAGGAACUGUGUACUCGGCACAUGGAAGUAGCUUUUCUUUUUCUUUUUACAAGGCACACAUUCAGUGUAAUGCUUUGAUGUCCAAAGAGCAGAAUUUGUUGGAAUCAUUGCGUUGCAGGUACUGUUUGACAUGUCUAGUCAGUCUCAGCUUGUCUCUCCUGUGUGGCCUCAUGCUGAUUGAGCCAACCAUGGAAACAUCUUUGUAUCUCAAUACAAUUGUACAGAACAAAGCAAUAGAAGUUGAUUGUUCGGACCAAAUACAGAUUGGGCAAUACAAGUUUGUUUGAUGCCAGAGGUCUUGCAAGUGACCAAUUUGGCUGCACUGCUUGUUUUAUAAAUGCAGUCAACCCACUUUGUGUUUCCCCAUGGUUAGUGCGACAAUCUCUGUGCUCUUGUGACACCACCAGUGAAAUGAGAUCAUGUCAGAACUCUGCCAAUUUCAAUUCGUGCUGGAAUUUCACACGACAUUCAUAGUUCCAACUGGCUUUACAACCUUGUGGUAGCAGUAAUUUCCUAAUAUAGUGGAAAAGUAUAGGCAACCCAAGGAAAAUGUCCAAAUAGUCUAAUAGGAGUAAACCUAGGUUUAUAAUACUUAUGGGAACUAAAGAGGCAUAACAUGUAAACAGUUUCGUGUAGACAGCCCUGUGAAAUCUGUGCACACUGCUUCAGCAAGAAGUCAUUGCUGUAUGACUGCCCUUGCACAUGAUACAAAAGGGCAUCUGCAAACUCAAUGUGAUAUUCAUAGCAUCUGAACAUCUUGAAAAUGAAGCACUGAGUGCAAAUUCACUGUGGAUGUAUCAGAGAGAAAUGGUUAUGAGCAAAAAAAGUGCUGGCAUGCUUGCUCCUGAAGCUUUGCGCUUUCAUUGUUGAAUGGUGAGCCUAUGCGCAAUUCAACAUGGGCUCUUGUGUAGCCUUAACUGAAGGUUACAAUACGUUGCUUGUGCAGCGGAUUUAGUUUUGACAAAUAAAAAUGCUUGUAAGAAAGUUA